AAUGGAAAAUGUGAACUCGUGGAGCGUCAGCUUUGGCCUCAACGGUCUCGUUCUGAUUACAUUUUGAGAAAGUAGUUCGGCACAAUAUUAAAGUCCAAAGGAUGACAAACGAAAAAUGUGCUGUUUGUGGAGUUCCGGCAGGACAGCGUUGCGCAGGAUGCCAACAGGUGACCUACUGUGGGCGAGAUCAUCAACGGCAGCACUGGAAGGAUGCCCAUCGAAAUGAGUGCCGAUGUUAUAAGGUAAUCCAUAAUCCUGUUUUGGGCCGCCAUUUGGUUGCAACGCGAGCUAUCCGCAAAGGUGAAACAAUCUAUCGCGACGAGCCAUUGGUAUUGGGACCGAAAAUGGCCAGCUCACCGAUGUGCCUGGGUUGCAAUCGAAACCUGGCGCCCCGUGUGGUCAGCGAUGCUCGAAAAGAAUUUUACUGUUGUAGACGAUGCCGCUGGCCGCUUUGCGGCCCUAGCUGUGAAGCAGCACCGAACCAUACUGAGGAAUGCCGGCUAUUGUCGUCAAGCAGUUACAGACCACAAAUCACCUUCCACGAUGAUGAUCCACACAGAAAGGAAUCCGCUUACUGUGUGAUUGUCCCUCUGCGAGCGAUUCUCCUCAAAAGAAAGGAUUCAAAGCGGUACACGAAAUUAUUAACGCUGCAGUCGCAUAUUGAGUCCCGCAUCGACACUCCCCUUUAUGGUGUUCUCAAACACAAUCUGGUUCCAUUCAUCCGCAAUAUCCUCGGUAUGCAGGAGAUCAGCGAAACGGAAAUACUGCAUAUAGCAGGAAUAAUGGACACCAACAGCUAUGAAAUACGAGCCCCGGAAAAGGAUAUCAAAAUAAGAGCGCUUUACGAGCUUGGAGCAAUGAUGUCGCACAACUGCAGACCGAAUACCAAACACUAUUUUGACCAGAAGCUUAAAUUGGUCCUGGUGGCGACAGUUGACAUUCCAAAGGACGAAGUGAUAUCCAUUUCUUACACCCAACCACUCCAGGCAACGAUCCAACGUCGGUACGCCAUAAAACAGGCAAAGUGUUUUGAGUGCUGCUGCGACCGCUGUAAGGAUCCAACUGAAUUCCAAACAUACACCGGAGCCAUUAUUUGUCCUAAUUGUGCGAAAGCCAAGGUCGUUGCCGUCGACCCGCUGAGUUUCCGAAGCAACUGGCAGUGUGAGGAUAAAAAAUGUUCCUAUCGCGAAACAGCUCAGGAGAAUGUGGCGCGGAACGAAACUUUUCGAGCGACAAUUUUGGGCCUACCGAAAGAUUCGCCAGACGGUUACGAACGCUUCCUGGAAGCGAACGGCGCUGUGUUACACCCAUGGAACACCAAUAUGCUGCAGGUGAAAUACGCCCUCGUUCAGCUGUACGGCAGCAAGUUGAAGGGCUUCUCCGUGUGUGACCUCACCGAGUCCCAACUCUGGCGGAAAGUUAAUUUGUGCAUCGAACUUUUGAAGGUGGCCGACUGGCUCGAGCCUGGAUUGAGCACUUUUCGGGCCAAACUAUUGAUACAACUACGUGACGUAUUGCUAGUUUUGAGGGAACAAAUCGGAUUACAGUUUGAUUCCACAGAAGUUUGCCCUUUGUCUGCUGGACGGGACGCUCGUACCAGUAAAUGCCAGACCAAGGGAGAAAAAAACUCUCCUAAGAACCUCCCCCCACCCGGACAAACCCUGAAGCAAUUGCUGGAGAGUUCACAGCGUGAAAUUGAUGAAAUGAUCAAAUCGGACCCAACGCUUAAGCGAGAAUAACAACCGAAAGACGCAACACAACUCAACCUGAUGUCCCCUGUAAUAAAAACAACCAACAACGGCCUUCGAGGAUACUUUGAUUGGGAAACGAAUUCGUUUGUGCUUCUCACUAGGACUAGGCACCGAAAUAAGUUUUCCGGUUUCUCAUUACUCGAACUUGGAAAGAAAGCUCAAUAGAAGUGCGGAAUACGAGAUGGGCGGAGGUUGAAAAAAGAGAGCAGAAUAAAGUUCGUUCAAACUUUAACUGUGGAGCGCUGACCUGGGGGAACAUCAAAUCGGGAUGAAUGUACAGAUAAACUUGGUUAGGGGGUUAACAAGUAGGCAUGACAACGAGAUUUAAUCAGUUUGAUUAAACGGAAUGCAAACGGAAUGAAUAAAUGCGUGAA
Molecule: messenger RNA, 2125 nt
Organism: Toxorhynchites rutilus septentrionalis
Lineage: Eukaryota; Metazoa; Arthropoda; Insecta; Diptera; Culicidae
Gene: SmydA-2
Product: SET domain-containing protein SmydA-8
Exons: 8
Coding region: 102-1739 (545 amino acids)
Molecular function (GO): protein binding
Source: RefSeq, a predicted model, not a curated record